Messenger RNA from Hypanus sabinus (Atlantic stingray), 2318 nucleotides. Its product is annotated as gamma-aminobutyric acid receptor subunit beta-4-like. The record is from RefSeq and is a predicted model, not a curated record. Gene Ontology annotation, biological process: nervous system process; monoatomic ion transmembrane transport; signal transduction. Gene Ontology annotation, molecular function: GABA-A receptor activity; extracellular ligand-gated monoatomic ion channel activity; neurotransmitter receptor activity. The transcript has 9 exons. NCBI's taxonomy places the organism in Eukaryota, Metazoa, Chordata, Chondrichthyes, Myliobatiformes, Dasyatidae. The coding region runs from base 254 to 1684 and encodes 476 amino acids. Gene Ontology annotation, cellular component: neuron projection; synapse; GABA-A receptor complex.
GGUUCCGACAGAUGCCCCCUCUGGUGCGUACGGGAAGGGGGCAGGUGGCCGUUGUCGGGCUGCCCGGGAGGGCUGUGGAGCAAUGAGGAGGGCAGUGGAAGGGAGCGGAGGUAGUCGGCGCGAACCGUGCAGCCGCUGAAGCGGGCGCUGCGCUGCGGAGCGGGGAGCGGAGUCACUGCGGCUUCGCAGCCGGGCCGGAACCGCUGGGCAGCCGAGGAGAGGGAGCUCCUAGCCGCAGCUGAAGACAGCAGCGAUGUGGAGACUGCAGGAGGAGCGAGUGUCCGGUGUCUGCUCCUUCCUUACCGGACUCUCAGUGGUCUAUUGGGCUCAAAGUGUCAAUGGAAUCGGUAACAUUUCCCUGGUGAAAAGAACAGUGGACAGAUUGCUCAGAGGAUACGACAUCCGUCUCAGGCCUGACUUUGGAGGAUCUCCAGUUACAGUGGGAAUGAGUAUUCAUAUCGCCAGUAUAGACAUGAUCUCUGAAGUUAACAUGGAUUAUACAAUCACAAUGUAUUUCCAACAAGGCUGGCGGGACAAGCGCCUCUCAUACACAGCCAUCCCGCUCAACCUGACCCUGGACAACAGGGUUGCCGAUCAGCUCUGGCUACCGGAUACCUACUUCCUGAAUGACAAGAAGUCCUUCCUGCACGGGGUAACGGUGAAAAACCGCAUGAUCCGGCUCCACCCAGAUGGCACUGUGUUAUACGGACUCAGGAUCACCACCACAGCUGCUUGUAUGAUGGAUCUACGAAGGUACCCCCUGGAUCAACAGAACUGCACUCUGGAAAUAGAAAGCUAUGGCUAUACGACAGACGACAUUGUGUUUUACUGGAAAGGCGGGGAUGCAGCAGUAACUGGUGUGGAUAAUCUGGAACUGCCUCAGUUCACUAUCAUUGAGCUGCGGCUAGUGUCGAAGGAAGUGGCUUUUGCAACAGGAUCCUACCCUCGGUUAUCACUCAGUUUUCGGAUCAAGAGAAACAUUGGAUACUUCAUUCUGCAGACGUACAUGCCAUCGAUCCUCAUCACCAUCCUCUCCUGGGUCUCCUUCUGGAUUAAUUAUGACGCCUCUGCUGCACGAGUAGCCCUGGGAGUCACAACUGUCCUGACAAUGACCACAAUCAACACCCACCUCCGGGAGACCCUCCCCAAGAUCCCAUACGUCAAGGCCAUUGACAUUUACCUGAUGGGCUGCUUUGUGUUUGUCUUUCUGGCCUUACUGGAGUAUGCCUUCGUCAACUACAUCUUCUUCGGCAAGGCGCCAACGCAGCAGAGGAAACCAAUGGGAAAAGUCAGCAAGAACAAUGCAGAGAGGGGCCGGUUCACAAACACUGGGAUUGAUAUGCAUGGAAACAUCCUCCUCAGCACCUUGGAACUCAACGAUGAAGUCUUGCCAUCAGAGGUUGCCAGCAGUGUCAGUGAUUCCCGCAACUCUGUCAUGUCCUUUGAUAGUUCUGGCAUUCAGUUCCGAAGAGUCGGAUCCAGGGACGGCUUAGGGCUUACUACUCGAGAGCGGAACACAGACCGUGAUCUCACCAAGACCCGUCUGCACCGCCGAUCGUCUAAACUCAAGUUAAAGAUGCCAAAGCUGACAGAUGUUAGUGCCAUCGACAAAUGGUCAAGAGUUGUGUUCCCCAUAACCUUUGGCUUUUUCAACAUAAUCUACUGGCUGUACUAUGUGCACUGACCAAGAGAGGGGGACCUCAGCUCCAGAGAGGGACAGAUAGGUCUCAUGGUCAUGUUGAAUCAACUGCCACUGUUAAUGUGACCCAGGACUUUGUACACAUGUAAAAAAAAGACAUUGAGUGAAAGCCUCAACAUGAAAUGGAAUGUUUUGUACAGUUCUCCUUAAGCUGCUGCACUUCCCCUGACAUUGAAACCAUGACUUGCUGGCCUCUGCUCUCCAACUGCAUGCGUACACUUUCAAACUGGUACAGACAACUAACUAUCAAACAGCUUUCCGAGACUGCUGCAUCCAGUGACAAACUAUCAUGAAAUGAUUGAGCUCUCUACAUCUGUACAGCAUGGUUAAGGUUAAGUGUCAGGGAGAGUGAGCAAGGAGCACAUGUGGACAGGAGGGAUUUGGAACACAGAAAGACCCUGUUGUAUGCUUAUAACAACAGUGAAAACUGAUUUUUGCUGUUAACCACUAGGGAAUGUUUGCUGGUCUAGAGAGCUUGUCAAUGAGGGGUGGGAAAUAGAUGUAAUGGGAAGGGUUCUGUAAGAUUAGUUCAAAUGAUUGAAGUGAUUGUAUUGUUGUGGUUGGAGCUCCCUGUACAGAGUCUGGGCACGCCAUCCUAAUAACACACUUGGUCCAGAGC